CGUAAUUCUUGAGGUCAAUCGUACAGGAAGUUAAGAGACCUUCCGCGAGACAUUGGGUCAAGCGUGAGAGAGGAGGGCGAGCGAGCGAAGGAAUUUGCUGCUAUGUCUUUACUACACUAUGUAGUACGAGCAAGACCAGAGCAAAAUCGAGAUGAGCUUCGAUCUUACUCGUUACCUCAAUUCCGCAACGAGGACCCUUCUGGCUCACGCAGGCAUCCUCCCCCUGACUUCGUUUCAGCCCCAACGCAGUCCAGUAGUACCGUACCAUAUUUCUAGACAGAGACGGCUCGCAGGAUCACUGGACGUGGACCCAGAAAAGGAAAUAUACGAGAAAUGGCGGAAGCAGCAGAGUCAUCGAUGGCAGCACCACGCGAAAGUUGUUCCUUGGAUGAGGUUUAUUUCGAACUCAGUGGGCAAUUAUUUGUCUUUCGAACCUUAGCUGUUUGCUGGAGCGUAGACGGUGCUCAACAUGUACGAAAUUGGAAUUAC
Cantharellus anzutake is the source of this 489-nucleotide messenger RNA. RefSeq lists its product as uncharacterized. The record is from RefSeq and is a predicted model, not a curated record. The transcript is spliced from 3 exons. Lineage: Eukaryota; Fungi; Basidiomycota; Agaricomycetes; Cantharellales; Hydnaceae. The coding region runs from base 152 to 439 and encodes 95 amino acids.